Rhipicephalus sanguineus (brown dog tick) is the source of this 6783-nucleotide messenger RNA. It is a transcript of the gene dally, whose product is annotated as glypican-5. Gene Ontology annotation, biological process: cell migration; regulation of protein localization to membrane; positive regulation of canonical Wnt signaling pathway. The transcript is spliced from 9 exons. The record is from RefSeq and is a predicted model, not a curated record. Gene Ontology annotation, cellular component: plasma membrane; extracellular region; cell surface. NCBI's taxonomy places the organism in Eukaryota, Metazoa, Arthropoda, Arachnida, Ixodida, Ixodidae. The coding region runs from base 163 to 2046 and encodes 627 amino acids.
GGCGACGCGGAUCCCUAAACCGGUUCGCCAGUGCUUUGCAUCGCCAGUUUUCGCCCCCGCGGCCCCGGCGGCGCAGCAACCGCUAGCUCCGAAGCAGUUUCUGUUCGGAUUGAACGCACGGUGGAGGUGUUGGUGCAUCUUCGUGAGGAGGAACCGCGCGCGAUGACCGCCGUGGUAGUAGCGCGACGAGAGGACCCUCAUCCUAUCAGGUGCUCCCGCCGACAGGUAGUGACGAUGGCGAGGUGCUCGGUUCAGCCGCCGUCAAUCGGAAUACCGUUUGUCGUGUGCGUGGUGCUCGCCGCUUUCGCGGUCGUCUGCUGCGGCGCGACGACGGACUGCAGCGCGCCGCGGGACCUGCUAUCGUCGACGCUCGGAGGCGGCGACCACAGGUGGACCGAAGUUCUCGCCGCUUCGCCUACGUCCGGCGACUCCCUGACCCUGUGUCCUCUGUCGUCGGGUCGCAACACGUGUUGCACGCACGACACCGAGCUGAGGCUACGAGAGGCCGCGUGGGACCACUUCCGCUUCCGGUUGCGAGACGCCACGGCGCCGCUGCGGCGAUUCCUGGACGACAGCCUGGCACUCUUCCGCGAGCGGCUGACCAGCCUGGUGUCCGAGGCCGAGCGCAACACGGAGAUCCUCUUCUCGGACGUGUACGCCGAGCGCGUCGCGGUCGAAGCUCGGGCCCCGGUCAGGCGGCUGUUCCGGGCACUGCGCCAUCGGCUGGGUCUCCCUUUGGGUGCAUCGGACGGCGCCGAGUCAGCCCGCAAGGACUCCGAGGACGACCCCGUGGACGCCUUCUUCGGCGAGCUUUUCCCGCUGGUGUACUUCCACACGGUGAACCCGCGCCUGGCCGACUUCAGCGACGACUACAAAGCCUGCCUCAGAGGGGCACAGGGCCGGCUCAGACCGUUCGGCGACGCGCCGCUCAGGCUCAAGGGUUCCCUCGCCGAAUCCCUAGGCGCCGUUCGCACUGUGCUUCGAGCCACGCGACUAGCGCUCGAAGUCGUCAACGCUUCCAGCUCGCCACCGGAUGACGCCGAAUCGCACUGCAGCCGGGCCCUGGCUCGAGCUCUGGGCUGCGGAGCCUGCACCUCGCUGCCACCUACGACAGUGGGCAAAGUGGCCAAAAGGAAUGGAAAGGCUUCGACAUUGGCACCGACCUGCUCGGGGCUGUGUGUGAAUGCCGCCCGGGGUGGCUGCCUGGCUGCACUGGAGGACCUGGAAGCACCCUGGAAUGACCUGGUGUCCUCCCUGCACCGCCUCCUGCCACGAUUGGUGGGUGCUUACAGUCUGGACGAGGCCUUGUCGCUGCUGGACUCGAGGGUGUCCGAGGCCGUCAUCCACGCCAUGGAGAAUGGUCCUGAGCUUGUGAAGAGGGUAAAAUUGGAGUGCGGUGACCCUCGGCGGCGCCCUGGUGGUGCCAACCGCACUGAGCUGCCUGCUGCAACCGGGCGUCGAACGUCGGGUGCGACUUUGCGAGGUGCCGACGCUGCAUUGCGGUCACGGCAGCGUGAGCUUUUGCGGCAGCUGAGCACCUCGCGCACCCUUUUCUCGUCUCUGGCCGGUGCUGUGUGCGACCCUGAUGUGGUGGCUCCGCCUCCCUGCUGGAAUGGAAUCCAGAUUGGACGAUAUGUCAAGCCUGUGGCAGCCCCUGGCAUUGCCGCUCAGCAUGAAAACCCUGAAGCAAGACAUCAAGUGUCAACGUGGGACUCCUGGUUGGACACACAUGCCCGUCGCCUGAAGGAAAUGACAACGGAAAUUCUCAGCCACAAGGUGUCAAUGAUGCCGGAAUCGGACUCCUAUGUCAUGGAAGGCAGCGGCAGUGGUGCCUGGGGAGGCGAAGACACUUCAGAUGAUGAGGACUUCGACAGUGGCUCUGGCAGUGGAUACGGACCUGGAGAGGAGUCACCCACACCAACGACACACGUUACAACUUCCACCACACCUCGUCCAAAGGCGGGCGGAUCGGCAACACCACACGUGGCAGCGGCGGCGCUCAUCGUAGCUGUGGUGUGCUCCCUGCUAUCGACGUUCGCAACCUGAGUGAGCGGCCCGUGUCUUCGCCGCUCGCAAUGUUUAGGACGGCCUACUUGCCGAGGAAACCCCGGCACCUUCUUUGUGGCAUUGUGAUAGAACUGGGCACGAGAAAUCGUGCGUUGGAAAGAUAUCAUUGAAGGUGUGUGCGGCUAUGUGGGCAAAGUGUACACGGACUGGGGUGUUCCAGCCAGCAGCACUUUCCCACUACGCGUUCUCCGGCCAAGGACCUCCCAGCUGUCUGUGAGGCCUGGCAGCUCUCGGGACAACACUGUGCCUCGAGUGUCUUCCUUCUUGCGGCUGCGUGACUUCUGGAAACAGUGUCGCUCACUGCCUUUUUUUUCUGUGCGCGUGCCAAGUGAAUGAAACCGAUCGCCUGGUCAUGCCAUCUCAACCCUCCCGCUCCUGUCUUAAAAAUGUGUCAUCGUGGUGAGGCCCUCCGGUGAUGUGUGGACUCGUGUCACAUCACUGCAGCAGCGCCUCCAAGUAGUCAUUUCCUGCAGGUGUUGCUGCUUUAUCCCCUCCUGUGGCCUUACUACGUCCGACUCAAGCUCCUCAGCUGCAAACGGCCAUUCUGAUGCAACGGAGUGCUCACCCGAGAGGCGUGGGGCUGUAACUUCUUCGAGUGUCCAUUUUUUUUUCUCGUCUUGCCAGUAGAAUACGAUCCAUCAAAGAAGCCGCUAGAGUUGCUGUAUGUGCUCAAACGCGUUGCUUGGUUAUAUUGUGAAAAAAUCAUUGUGUCGCUGUGCUUCCAUAGUGCCCGCACACAAUUUGUUCCGCAAAGAACAGUUGUUGUUUUCUGGACACCAGUAUGUCUUUAGAUGACGUGCCAUCCUUGUGCCAUAGUCAGCAGCUUCGUGUUGGCUGGUACAUGAGUGAGACUUAGCUGCCUGAGGUCUUUUGAUGGGUGUGUGCUUAUAAAACACCCUCUGACCCGCUUGAUUCGAAGGAGUUGGACUUCUGGACUGUUUCCUGGUUUCUUUACUCACACGUCUCACUCGUUUGACUCUACUGUAAUUGUAAGCAUCAGUUUUUUCAGGAUGUUUGAAAACUUGGCCUGUAUGUGUGCAACCAGUGUGCUGCAUAAGCCGCGCAAAGAGUGGUCGUCAGUUUAACCAUCUGCGGCAUGUUGGCUUUGCUUCGGUCAACUUCCUUAAAUUUUUUUUCAGUUUUGAAAUACAACCAUUUAUUCACUCUAUGUAUGCACGAAACGAUAAAUUUCUGUGUAUGUGACUGUUUCAAUGAACUUAAGUGUCUUUUGUUACUUCUCGUUACAAGCUUUUCGUUUCCCAUUGUCAUGUGGUACACUUUAAAGUGCAGGCUUUCCGAUCAAUAGCACUUUUGCAGCAAGCAAUUUCGUGACAAAGAUUUUGCACUUGAAGCAAAUCUGUGUUGGGUCUAUAAAAAUUUGCUAGAGGCUUUUAAGUACCUUCAAGGAAUUACUGAAUUUGAUGUAUGCGCAUGUUUUCACUCAGUCUCCCAACUUGCUUAUGAUUCAGGACUCCUUUGUUUUUAUGAUUAUGGCUGUGGUUACUUGACAGAACUUCUACACUGGUUGGCUCAUUUCCUGUAGCAUUUCCUCAACUCUGGCUGCGAAAUUUAUUCUUCCACUAAAUUCGGCACUGUGAAUAAACUAGGCCAUCUCCCUAAUACAGGAAAACAGUCCCUGAAAGUCUUCUUGCAGUUGUUUGUACCUGAGAAUUAUCCAUUAUGGACCAGAGUGCAUAGGCCACUUUAUGUGCAGGCAUUGCCGAAAGCUGGCCAAAUCUAUGUUGCGAUAGCUGAAUUCAAACUCUCGUAGGUUUGAUUCAACUGGUUGCGGCACUUGUCUCCUUCAGCAUGCUAUGCAGGGCAUACAAACGAAUUAGUUUUUGACCGUCGAAGACACGUCAAGCGUGAAUUGUGCAUAGGAGAUAUGGUGGCUGGUCUUCAGAGGUAACGAUUUUAGGCAACUACUGGCAGAAUUGUUGGCCUGCAUUAAGGGCUCAGUAAUCACCAUGUGAAAUAGAGCUGUUAUUAGGGUCCAGUCAGUAGUGUGUUAAUAUAUAUGAUGAGAGUAUCUUGGUCGUCCUUCCAUUUGAGGGCAGGCUGGCAUGUCCGAGCUUUCUACCUGCAAAGGAAACCUUUCAGUAGUUGUGUUUCAUACCAUUAUGUGGCAGCCGUGACCCAUGGAAGAGUUGUACUUGUGUGGUACGCAUUACCAUGCAGACAGAGACGUCUGGUAACGACGUUGCUCAUUGCAGGAAAAGCAAAGUACACUGCUCCUUCAAAACGCUUAGUUAUGGUCAAGGUUAUUAGUCAAAAAAUUUUUCGACGCAUCGCUGCGUGGCAUUUGCGCAAAUACAAGAUGAGGGGCUCAGCUUUUUUUUUUUUGUGGAAUAAGAAAAGCAAGGCAAAAGGAAUAACUUGGCAUGCACUAAAAGGGGGCACCAAAGUAACGCCAGAACGGUGCGCUUUCUCUAUUGAGCACUUGAUGAGACUUCAUUAUGCAAGCAGUAUCUAUGCAGCAAUCUUUGCCAAAAUUUGCCACUGAUAUUUUCUUGCAACAAGAGAAGCAGCAUUAGAUACGAGUAAUAAUGAUGUGUUGUUAAUGAAUUGACAAGGCACAAUAUAAAAGCUGACAGAAAAAGAUCAAGGCAUAUAAUGUCUUUAUCUGAGGAGUUUCUCAAAUCUCCAUUGAAGGGUGAGAAGAGCUUUAGAAGAUUUCGGUUAAGAUACUCGUGUUGGUGUUUUUAGUUUUCGAUGCAGCUUGAAUGCAGCUUUGUUCGCUCAAUGACGGAGAAAUGAUGUGACAGCUGAUCUGCAACAAACAGGCUGUCCUUCAAUGAAUCGCCCGACCGUCUAAUUACUUUGAGUGAAGAUGAACUGAACUGCUGUUAUAUCUGGCAAAGUAAACAGUUGCUAUAUAGAGCACCCACACUUGUGAUAUUGACCCCACUGGGCUGCACUGCAUCAGCUAGACUGUGUGCAGCUGCUGGAAUUGUUAUCUGAAGUUGUUUAUUUAUCAUUACAUUGUUCCACAUAAUCUUGUAAGAAAUAUGUUCAAUGUGAAAACUGACUGUCAAACUCAAGGAAGCCUUUUGUUUUUUAUUACAAGUUUUGUGGUAACAGUGGGACAACCUGAAAAUUUUAAAGGAUGAACUCGUCCUCCUUUGGCUUCUUUACACUGGAAGUCUGUGUAUUUUUUCACGCAACAAUGUUUUACCAGUAUAAGGGAACAUUUAGAUUAAGGGUCCUGAAUUAUUUAUUUUAGUUUCUGCAAAAGUAGCGGUGGAGUUAAUGGUGAGAGAAUAGGACUAUGCAGCUGUUUUGCUAUUGCCGCUUUUGGCAUCAUUGUCAUUUCUACUGGAAAUUCGGCUGGCAAUAGCAUUACUCGUACAUCAACUUCUAAUCUUGAUUCUGAAUUAAGCAUUUUGCCUGUGGUGUGUGCCUAAUUGUUGUUCUUUAUAUAUCAUCUAGUGUGCAUAUAUAUCUGCUGCAUUAAGAUAUAUUCGGUGAAGUAUUUGUAGAAAUUUUGCGUGAUGACUUGUUAAAAGCAAUGCGCGCAUAUAUGCUAUAUGCAAAACGAGGAAUCGCUCACUGGAGGUAAGCUUGUACUAAAAGAGCAGCUAUGACAUUGAGAGGUUACGCCCAGUUUGUACUGUUUCAAGACAUCAAUGGGAUGAUUAACUUAUUCUUCUCUGCACUAUCAAUUAUGUCUGACAACUGUCUUCCUUCACCCACUCAUGCAUUUCAGCCAGUCAUGCAAAAUUAGGCAGUGUAUAUAUAAUAUGCAUUGAGCCUAGCACGCAUUCUUCUCAUUAUGCAGGUGCUAAUCUUAUGAUGGUAAACAUAGUGUGGCCCACCUUGAUGAAAAAUUACUACCUUUAGUGGUGCUUUUGAGGCAUGAAAGCCUGCGACUAUGCACCAGCGGUGUACGAAAAGUAGCACAAAGCGUCGAAGGCAUAUGUAAGAACAUUCGCCCAGCACUGCAACGGUUAUAUGCAACUAUUUUUAUUGAAUUCACUUAAAUUUAACUAUCCUUUACCCAGAAAAACAUUGCGAACAUUGUGAUUUGUAUGCAAAAUGCACAGUUAAUUGAGCACCACACAAAACAGAAUCACUUGGCAUUUCCAUAUAUCAAAUCAUGGAUGUGGUAAGGUACCACAUACAUUUAUUACAGAGGGUAGAAAGAAUUGCCUCGUUAUAGUCAGUACUGCAGAAGCAAACAAGAAAUUCCUCCAUCAACGUUUUUUGGAAGGUUCUCACUGCAGAGAAUGAUCUCGAAAAAGAUUCCCAUGCAUUUAUAUUUCGUAAGUGCAGCACUGAAUAUCGGCUGCUUGCUGAAAAGUUAUACUGCUUUCGAGGCUUUAAGAGUUGCUCUUGCAGAGUGCGUCUCACUUUUAGUUGUAGCCGCAAGUGUAAUUUAGUUAAUAUGUGCAACUAUAUUUUUUAAAUUGCUCAGUCGUGCCACGAAGUAGUGUAGAGCAGCUUAUUGCCAGUCUGCCAUGAAGGCUCUGUCGCCACUAGUACAUAAUUCAAGUUGCUGUGUUUCACUACAUGCCCCUCUUGUUUCGGUGAUUCUGGUUUAUAAUGAUAAGAAUAAAAAAGGUUUUCUUGGAUUACAUAAGAAAAACUAUGUCUGCAGGAAUCCACUCACAGCUCACGUAAGCGCUAAGCAUAUGCUUUUUAUGUAGAUAGGAAUCUGCAAACUUAAAUUCUGCUUUUAACAGAAUCACUGCUCCUUGUAAUUUUAUUCACACUUUA